Messenger RNA from Zootoca vivipara (common lizard), 6746 nucleotides. RefSeq names its product SET domain bifurcated histone lysine methyltransferase 2 (gene SETDB2). Gene Ontology annotation, biological process: negative regulation of gene expression; heterochromatin organization. Gene Ontology annotation, molecular function: zinc ion binding; histone H3K9 methyltransferase activity; DNA binding. NCBI's taxonomy places the organism in Eukaryota, Metazoa, Chordata, Lepidosauria, Squamata, Lacertidae. Gene Ontology annotation, cellular component: nucleus. The record is from RefSeq and is a predicted model, not a curated record.
GCAUAAAUCCCGCUUGGCCACCUCCGUUUCCGCGCACUUCGCUCUCUCCCCUUCGCAGCUGCCUGAGCCGGAGGGGGGGGGACCCGCGAGGCAGCCUGCUAAGCCCCUCCCUCACAGGACGCGCGUCGGCCGCUGCGCGUCAGGCAGCCCUUUCCCACAACCCACGGGACCGGCGCCAGCGUUAGGACCGGGUGGGCAGCCACCACGUCCCGCUUCUCCUGCCCGAACCCCGGCCAUGUUUCCGAACAGGAAAAAGGGGACUUUUUAGUUGCAGCUGGUUGUUGUUGUUGUUUUAAAAAUGGUUUUGUUCGGUUUUGUAGGGAAUGCAAAACACAGGUGGCAGUCUAAAAAAACCGAAAAAUAAGAGUCUUGACAGGCAGAGCUGUUUGACAGUAUAAACUCUCUCGGAAGGUGGUGGCCUCCUUUCCUUGGAGGUUUCUGAGCAGAGCUUGGCUGGCCACUUGUCAGGGAUGAUCUAGUUGCGAUUCCUGCUUCGCAGGAGGUUGGACUAGACUAGAGGACCCCCGGAGCCCCUUCCAGCUCUACAAUUCCACUAUUCUUGGAAGAUUCUUUUUUAUUAGCGAGUAAUAAAAUCUCACCAAAACAGCAUUGAAAUGUAAUGGCUCUUUCGGGUCUCCAUGCUUUUCCAUUAUGGAAACAGCUGUGUCUGUUGUUAAGCAACAGGGAGUGUCAAUUCACUGCACAUUCUAACAAUGCCAGAAGGGCCCUCUUUUCCCAUCCAGUCCAGCAUCCAUUUCUCACACUAGCCAGCCAGAUACUUAUUGGAGGCCAGCAAGCAUAGCCCAUCCACUUAUGAACCCCAAUAACUCGCAUUCAGAGGCUGGAGUGUCGGACGAGGACCUGGGAGAUCAGGGUUCAAAUCCCCACUCGAUCAUGUAGCUCACUGGGUGACCUGGGGCCAGUCACAGCCUCUUAACCUCUACCUCACAGGGUCACUGCGGGAUGUGUGUGUGUCUGUGUGUGUGAACCAUGUCCUUGGAGAAAAAGGUGGGAUUUAAUGCAAAAAAUAAGCUCCUCUGCUUACCUGCUUACUUUCUAAAAGCCAGCCGGAGAUGGGGAUGUCAGUUGCCAACCUGGCACCCAGAGAUCUCCACACGGUUGCUAUUGGACCUGUGCCAGCUGGAAAAUGCGCCUGACUAAUUUCUAACACUGGAGGCAAAAAUAACCUGGAUACAGUGAUCCAUGCUUUGGUGACUCCAGAUUAGAUUACUGUAAUAUGCUUUACAUGGACUGCCCUUUAAAACUGUUUAGAAACUGCACCUAGUAUAGAAUGCAGCAAGAGUAUUGGCUGACUUGUCUAGCUGAGCUUAUAUAACACCAGUUCUGAAAAUCCUGCACUGUCUGCCUGUAAGCUACUCAGGGUCCUAAUGCUAAUUUAGAAGGAGUCAAAUGACUUGGCACACAGUUACUUGAAGGGAUGCCUUUCCUGCUGUCAUUGUGCCCAUAUGUUAAGAUCUGCUGUGGAUGCCUUUCUUCUCCAUUGCUGAGUGAGGCAUGUACAGUACCUUGAAACUCACAAAAGGACUUCGAUGGGUUUGGAAUUCCCUGUCUCUGGAAAUCUACCUGGUGCCAACACAGGCACUACUGUAUUUUUGAUGUUGGCAUUCGCCUAUCUCGGGAGGAGUGUGCCUUGGGGAGAAGUCAAACCAUUGGGGUGUUACAGCACCUGCUGUUAGUCCGCUGACUUUAGUAGGAAAGAGAAGAACCUAUACGGUAAUUUUUAAAAAUGGUUUUUCUAGAAUUGUUCAUUUGAGUUUAGAUGGGAUGGGUACUGCGCUGGAAUCCCAGUUGAUUGAAGAUGAUGCAACAGUGUUUUGGAGGCAGAUGGAAGAUAGCCGGGUGGACUUGAUAUUUGAGCAAAUGCAGAAGGUACUUUGGUCUCUAAAGCAGAAGAUCAAGGACAGAACUGCAACACAGGAAGAGUACUGCCAAGCUUUGGCAUUUGUGAAUCAAGUGGAUAUGACUAACCUCCUGCCUCUGACAAAUGUAAAUAAUGCUGUUGCUGAAGAAGAUACACAGAAAUUUGAGCCUGGUUUACAUCCUUCUGCCUCAAGUGAAAUUAUAGAAAAUCCUGGAGAUGAUUUUUCUUUAAGAAUGGAGAUAAAGGAGGCGAUACAUUCAAGGAGUAAAGGCGAACUUGCAGAAGUGUCUUCAAAAUUCCCCUAUGAGGAUCAUGUCUGCUCUAAAGAAUGUCUUGCCAAAAGGCCAUGGAAUUCAUACAAGGAUGAAAACCCUCUUAAUCGGCCAAUGCUGUGUCGCUUCCAAAGAUGGCAUGCCAAACCAGAUUCUGUGUCCAAGUCACACAAUGUGAUAUACAAAGCUCCCUGUGGAAGGAGUCUGAGAAAUUUUCAAGAUGUUCAGAAUUAUUUGUUUCAGACAGAGUGCACUUACUUAUAUUUAGAUCACUUUUCUUUCAAUACCUAUGUACAGGUGUUUAGAAACCAUCCUAGUUGCCAGCCCUUUGUGUUUGAUUUUGAUAUCAGCAACGGGGCAGAGACAAUACCAGUUUCUUUCUGUAAUGACCUAGACCACGAUCGACUCCCUUCCUUUAAAUAUCGGAAGGUCUCAUGGCCUCAUGGAUACUUCUUGAACAAUUUCUCCAGCCUGUUUUUGGACUCUUGCAGUUGCACAGAUGGCUGCACAGACAGGACAAAAUGUGCAUGUCUGCUUCUUACUGAAAGAAACUGCCAUGAAGCUUCUGUGUCUUCAGGAGAAGAAGCAUCUAAUGGAUAUAAUUAUAAAAGACUCGAUGGACCUGUGCCCAGUGGAAUUUAUGAAUGCAGCGUGUUAUGCAGCUGUGACAAGAUGAUGUGCCAGAACAGAUUAGUGCAGCACGGUCUUCAGGUUCGGCUGCAGGUCUUCAAAACUGAAAAGAAGGGCUGGGGAGUCCGUUGCCUUGAUGACAUUGACAAAGGAACUUUUGUUUGUACAUACGCAGGCAAACUGAUGAGCAAAGAUGAAUCUAGGCAACCUAAAGAUAAAGGUGGUGAGGUUAAAGAGGAAGAUACAGGGAAUGGUGACAGAAGCCACACUUUAUUUAAAAAAAGGAUAAAACUGGAUAUGCUCUAUUCUGAUUCAGAGACUGAAGUUCUCCAAACCACUAGAAAGCAAAAAUCUUUGCCCGUAAAAGGUGAAGAUCAGCAAAGUGUAAUUCAGUGUUGUCAAAGCUACAACUGUAACAGUACUCAGACUUACGAAGCUGUCACAAGACCGAAAACUCGAACACCUGUUCUUCAGAAACAUCGGCAGCAACUAGGAAUUGCUGAUGCCAGUUCAGAUGAUGAUGAUGGACGUUCUGUGUGCCAGAAAUCAGCAAGAAGUAAACUAACUGCUGCAGCCAAGAAAGGAGAUGAAAAAUCAAGUCUACAAGAAGAGCUUGGUGAAAUAGUGAGCCCCGUACAGUCCGAAGGGAGUGCCCUAAAGUGCCCUAAAGAGAAUCCUCUUUUCAUCACCACUUUGAGCAGUAAGCCAGCUGUGCAAGAUGACAGAGAGAUUAAAAAGAAAAGGAAGGACCUAUUCUGGACUCAAGACACACACAAGAAAAGUUUCAAGAGAGGGAGAAGAGAAUCUGCUCAUGAGAAGCAAGCAACGGAAGAUAGCAAAGCAUUCCUAAAGAAUAAGGAGAUCCCAUGUUUGCUGGAUGCAACCAAGGAAGGCAAUGUGGGCAGAUUUCUUAAUCACAGCUGCUCCCCUAAUCUCUUUGUACAGAGUGUAUUUGUAGAGACCCACAACAGAAAUUUCCAGUGGGUGGCAUUCUUCACAAACAGGCAUGUAAAGGCUGGAACAGAACUCACAUGGGAUUAUGGCUAUGAAGCUGGAAGCAUGCCUGAGACAGAGACUACUUGUCAGUGUGGCGCUCAUAACUGCAGGAAAAAAAUAUUAUGCACUGGGCUGCACAGCCUUGCAGGGUGUCUGCUGAAGGAGGAUCGGCGUAAGAUCCACCAAUACUUACUUUAUGAGAUAAAGGAAUACGGAGCAUGGCGUUAUUUGCCAAUCUGUGUGGGAAAAGGCAUUCUGCACCCCCAAUACUCGCGGCUCAAGCCUUUGGGCUGGAAAGGGCUGAAAUCGGGCUGGAACGGGCGUUUCACUGCCCGCCAUGCAGCCGUGAAGCAGCGCCCCUCUCGCGUCCUUGGCCUCGGCGUGUCGGGGAGCCGGCAGUCUCGGCGGAAAGGCUUGCGGCUCCUCUCUUCGGCUUGUUCGCCUUCCCGCGAAGGCUUGAGGCCGCGAAGCAGCUCACACAGUGCCAAGCCCACCGCGCUGCGAUCUUCCCUCCGGGGUUACCUCGGCGUGUUUGCCUCGCCACGUGACUUUGCUAAGCUAAUUUGGAUAAUGGCAAAGAUGGUAAGAAGACAAUGUGCAUUUUGCCCAGAUGGUGAAGAAUGUGCCAUUAUGUAUGUGGCUGAAGGACAGAACCUUGCAGUUCAUCAAGAUUGUUUGCUAUAUUCCUCCGGAUUUGUGGAAUCUGAAGAACAUAACCCUGAGAAUCUCGAUAUAAGGUUUGAUGUGGCUUCAGUAACGAGUGAGAUAAAAAGAGGAAAGAGGCUGAUAUGCAAUUUCUGUCGCAAGAAAGGAGCUACUGUUGGCUGUGAGAUAAAAACCUGUCGCAGAAGUUACCAUUAUUUCUGUGCUUUGUGUGAUGAUGCUGCAAUAGAAACAAAUGAAAUUCAAGGCAUUUACCGAAUGUUCUGUCCAAACCAUGACCCAGUCAAGAAGACAAGCUUUUAUGAUGAGGACAGCAAGAAGGGACGGCCCCCAAUCCUAAUGAACUCUUCCUGCAGUAGAAAAAAAAUGAAUGAUAAUGAAACAGUUGCAGAAGAGAGCCUACAACAGGUCCUUAGGAGAAAAAAUGACCAGCAGAAAGUAAGGAUAGACUUUUUAAGGAAGUGCAAGGAGGCUGGGCUUCUUGAUGAAAUCUUUGAGGAAAUGUUAGACACUCUUCACCUUGCGCAGGAAAAGCUGAUGGAUGACAACACUCCUGAAGCAGAAUAUGAAGAAACAGUAAUGUCACUCUUUGAUUGUGGCCUUUUUGAAAAUAUACUUGCAACGGCUCACUCUGGAGCUGAAGAAAAAAUUCAGCAGCUACUGCACACACGGGAAAGUCUGGAUACUCAGAUUGAGCUUCUGAAAGAUUUGAAGGAAGUAGUACUACCUGCCCCAGAAGACACAGCUAGUGUAUCUAAUAGUAUCUCUGGACAACCUGCAUCUUUCUGUAAUACUUGAUCAUGAUUUCUCCUAUCUGGUUCUUGCAUAAAAUCAACUUUCCAGUUAGAUAAGUCUGCUUGCCCUUAUAUAUCACAUUUGUUAUAACUGCUCUUUUCCACUAAUCAUGACUGUGAGACACUUUUGUUCCAGCAAAGACAUUUUUUCCUUUUGGUUUUGAUAGUCAAAUUCUUUUUUUGUCUAUUGCCAAUUCAUUUAUGUGAUUAUUUGGAAAGGCAAGGGAAAGCCUGUGUCCUUAUGAUAAUAGCAAUCUCCAAGAUCAUGGCUGUAUCGUCGUCUUUCUCAUCUAUUCCGGUAGAGGGAGAAUCAGAUGUAUUUACCACAUGUUCUUUGCAACUGAGUCUCUAGAACCAGGGCAGCUCUCCACUUCUUGUUUGAUUCUCCACUCCAAUCAGCCCCAGCCAGCAGGGCCAGGAGGCAUCCGGGAUGGGAUGGAGAACCAAAGGUCAGCCACUCUACUCUCACAGGAAAGGAUUGCACUGUGGUGCUAUAAUAGUUGUCACUACACAUACUUUUUAAAUCAAUGGAAAUAUCUUCUAUUUGUUCCUUCAAGGCCACAAUUGGGACUGAAAUUAAACACCCUAGUUUCACUUUCCAAAGAGAAAGUCCUACUUGCAGUUUUACAGAAUAGAUCCUGUCUGUAAAAUGACCCUGGGCUUGCAGGAGGAGCCCAAACCUUAGAUGUUUCAGAUACCUCAGGAGGGCUUAAUGUUAAAAUGUUUCAGAGAAUCAGUUUCUUAGAAUAAUAGGUAGUUGUGUGUGUGUGUGUGUAAAGAAUAUUUGCAAUUGUUUGAUUAUAGAAUUGUAAAUAAUCAUUUAAUAAAAGUGGGGUUUUUUUUAACAAAGUACAGCGAUUUAAAUCUGUGUUUUCUACCUUCAACUACUGUCUAUAGAGGAGGCUUUAGGGUGUCACAGGAUGCUUCCCAUUUCAGAAACAUGGUCUGCUAACUUUCAAUAAGGGAUUGAGGGAGGGGGGAGAUAGGACAAGGCAAAAUCCAGCCCUCUCAUCCCUCCCACCUUGCCAUCUAAGUGCUUUCAAAACAUAAAUCACACCAGUCAUCUGUCUGGCGGAUGUAUACAUUCAAGCAGCCAAAAUACACAGGACUGAGAUUGUGAAUGUGGAAACUUUUAACAAACUGAUGAUGCAAGUAGCUGGUUGAAGUUUCUGAUGCAAAUUGUGAGGGGAAUUAAUAAUAUUUUCCAUUGCAGUUUUUGUCCCAUUAGUGAAAAUAUAUGUUGAUGGGGUGGCACUAAGAAUCAACUGCAGCUUGGAGAUGUGCACUGCAGCACUGAGGAGAAACACCAGAUAUGUUUUUAUAGGCCAGCUUCAAACAAGGAGGGUUGUGGGUUUUUAUAAUUUAGUCUUUAGAAGUUAUACUUCAGAAUUUGCACUGCUAAUACAGACAUAAAAGUUGCUGUGUAUUUUGUGUGUGAGAGAGAUCUCUGUUAGACUCUACCUGAAUCCUAGCAGAUGCACCAAAAGCUGUAUCUUCAUUGUGGCUGCU